CGCCAUGCCUCAUCCACGAGACUAUCGCCGAUGGCGAGACCUUGGGUAGCACUACCGUCGCUUUCAGCCCUAGAGUCCAACUGAGUCACGCGCCCCUACGCCUUCGACGACAAUCUGGACAACCAAGCUCUUUAGCUGCUUGACGCAUCCGCGGCAUGCCCCGCUCGAUGUGAUGAUCCUGUGGGCGCUUCUGUGCAGCUCCUUGACGCCCUCCCAUUCGCCCUCGUGUUUGAUGUACGUAUCACAGUCGACGGCUGCACGGCGAGCGUUCCUGGAACUAGUCGCGAACGAUGCUGCCAACGCUGCUCGACAGUUGGCCGCCUGGGCGAGCAUCUGCAAAACCGUCAGGGUGCUUCAAUGCCCGUGGUGCUGGCUGUUGCCGGGCACACGCAAUAAUAGUACGACGCCUGCCGGACAGGUUGCCUUUUGUCGGCGCUGCAUAUUGGCUGCUGCCAACCCCGCAUUUUGCUGCAUGGCAUUGGCGUUUUCAAGAACAGCCAAGCUCCAUGAGCUACCCCCCAGUCAUCGAUGUGCCCGCUCGUUCAAAUGGCUGUGA
This is a messenger RNA of Bipolaris maydis ATCC 48331, 556 nucleotides long. The record is from RefSeq and is a predicted model, not a curated record. NCBI's taxonomy places the organism in Eukaryota, Fungi, Ascomycota, Dothideomycetes, Pleosporales, Pleosporaceae.